Messenger RNA from Lathyrus oleraceus (garden pea), 2721 nucleotides. RefSeq lists its product as uncharacterized. The coding region runs from base 1 to 2721 and encodes 906 amino acids. NCBI's taxonomy places the organism in Eukaryota, Viridiplantae, Streptophyta, Magnoliopsida, Fabales, Fabaceae. The record is from RefSeq and is a predicted model, not a curated record. Gene Ontology annotation, molecular function: nucleic acid binding. The transcript has 4 exons.
AUGGCUUUCAGUGGGAUAGGGAGAUUUUGGGACACCCAGAAGAAGGGGAAUCAUUUGAAAUACGGCCAACAGGCUGGGAUGAAGACCUGUACUAUGACUGAAACUUCUUUCCUCGAAAAGAUUUCGGCCUACAUGGCUGAGAACAAAAGACAAGCGGCUCUCGAAGCCGAGAUAACAAACAUGGCUAACAAAGCCACAUAUGGUGAAAUCUAUAAUACAGGACCGGGGGAGUUCUCUAAACCAAAACCCCUUGACGAACAAGUACCUGUGGAACCAACAGAACAGAGGUUAGACGCCAUCUACGACGAAGAGCCUCUGGGAUUUGAAAAAGAUCCAGUAAUGUCAAGUGCAAAGAUGUUAGCGCAAAAUCCUCUCGAAGAGAUUGAUCUUGGAAAUGGAAGUGCAAAAAGAAUUACCUACAUCAGCGCUAAACUGGACCCCAAGUUGAAAGUGAGAGUUAUUGAAUUGCUAAGAAAAAACAAAGAUUGCUUCGCUUGGGAUUACGACGAGAUGCCUGGUUUGAAGAGGGACUUGGUCGAAUUAAAGCUGCCUAUCAAGGAUGGCAAGAAGCCCAUCAAGCAGACUCCAAGAAGAUUCGCCCCAGAAAUCCUCUCAAAGAUCAAAAAAGAGGUCAAAAGACUUCUCCGUUGCAAUUUCAUCAGGACCACAAGGUAUGUCGAUUGGAUUGCAAAUAUAGUCCCUGUUAUCAAGAAAAAUGGCUCUUUGCGAGUAUGUAUAGAUUUUCGUGAUCUAAAUGCAGCAACUCCUAAAGAUGAGUAUCCAAUGCCUGUGGCAAAGAUGCUGGUUGACUCAGCCGCAGGCUAUGAAUAUCUCAGCAUUUUCAUUGCAGAAGAAGAUGUUUCUAAAAUAGCUUUUCGAUGUCCAGGGGCAAUAGGCACUUAUGAGUGGAUAGUUAUGCCUUUUGGCCUAAAAAACGCUGGGGCAACAUACCAGCGAGCAAUGAAUUCUAUAUUCCAUGAUUAUAUAGAGACAUUUAUGCAAGUGUACAUAGAUGACAUUGUGAUAAAAUCUACGUCAGAUGAAGAUCAUCUAACCCAUCUCAGCCAAUCAUUCGAAAGAAUGAAAAAACAUGGCUUAAAAAUGAAUCCUCUUAAGUGUGCAUUCUUUGUGCAGGCUGGAGAUUUUCUGGGCUUUGUGGUCCACAAAAAGGGGAUAGAAAUCAAUCAGAACAAGACGAAGGCUAUUAUGGAGACCAGAGCACCAUCAACCAAAAAAGAAUUGCAAUCAUUAUUAGGAAAUAUAAACUUCCUAAGAAGAUUCAUUUCGAAUUUAAGUGGUCGAACUCAAGCCUUCUCUCCCCUUCUGCGCCUGAAACAAGGGAAGUUCGAAUGGAAUGACGAACAUCAAAAGUCAUUCAACAAGAUCAAACAUUAUCUGACAAACCCUCCUAUCUUAGCACCACCAUGUGGAAAGAAGCCUAUGAGACUGGCAAUGAAGGGACAAAUAGUAUCAGAAUUUAUUGUAGACCAUGCAGUGGUCGAAAAUCCUCAACUUCAAGUUGAGUUGAAACCUUGGAAAUUAUUCUUCGACGGUUCCACUCAUAAGGAUGGAAGUGGGGUUGGGAUAAUGUUACUCAAAAAAUUCGAAUACAUCGACAUAAAACAUGUCCCUAGAAUAAAAAACCAAGAGGCUAAUGACUUAGCACAAAUAGCUUCAGGGUAUAGAAUUUCAAAAGAGAAGCUAGAAGAACUUGUCGAAGUAAGAGGAAAGGCAAUGGCUGCCAGAUUGUCUCCGACAGAUUUGGAAAGCACCCAGUUAGGAUAUGCUAACAAAGAGGAGUUUGAAGUAUUGGCCAUUGAUACCUUAAUAGAUACAGAUUGGAGGAAUCCAAUUAUUAAUUAUCUUAAGGACCGUUCGACAGAUACAGAAAGAAAAACCAAGUACAUGGCUUUAUCUUAUGUGUUGAUAGGGAAUGAAUUAUUCAAGAAAACCCCUGAAGGGAUCCUGUUGAAAUGCUUAGGAGAAAGUGAAGCUUACUUAGCAUUAUCUAGUGUACAUAGUAGAGCUUGUGGAGCACACCAGACAGGCCAUAAGAUGAAAUGGUUGCUUUUCAGAUAUGGAAUGUAUUGGCCCACCAUGUUAAAAGAUUGUAUAGAAUUUGCUAAGGGUUGCCAAGAAUGUCAAAUACAUGCAGGAAUUCAACAUGCUCCUGCAAGGAAAAAGCCAAAAAAUUGGCACAAAACUUUAGACCAAGCACUAUGGGCUUGUCGAACCUCCCCUAAAGAAGCCACUAACACUACCCCUUUCCAGCUUACAUUUGGACAUGAUGCAGUACUACCUAUCGAAGUCUACUUGCAAUCAGUGAGAAUCCAAAGACAAGGAGAAAUUCCAUCUGACUUAUACUGGGAAAUGAUGAUGAAUGAGCUGGUGGAUUUGGACGAAGAAAGGUUGCAUGCGUUAGAAGUAUUAAGAAGACAGAAGGAGAGGGUAGCAAGGGCAUACAAUAAGAGGGUCAAAGGUAAAACCUUCACUAUGAAUGAUUUAGUUUGUGAAGUUAUAUUACCUAUGGAUCGAAAGAAUAAGGCAUUAGGAAAAUGGUCUCCACAUUGGGAAGGACCUUUUCGAAUUUUAAAAGCCUUUUCAAACAAUGCAUAUGAAAUAGAAGAACUAACAGAGGAUCGAAGAAUCCUAAAAGUAAAUGGAAAAUACUUAAAGAAGUAUAAACCAUUUAUGCACGAAGUUAGAAUCAUAACAGCAUAG